Messenger RNA from Nanorana parkeri, 481 nucleotides. RefSeq names its product 5-hydroxyisourate hydrolase-like. Gene Ontology annotation, biological process: purine nucleobase metabolic process. The transcript is spliced from 4 exons. The coding region runs from base 24 to 470 and encodes 148 amino acids. Gene Ontology annotation, molecular function: hydroxyisourate hydrolase activity. Lineage: Eukaryota; Metazoa; Chordata; Amphibia; Anura; Dicroglossidae. The record is from RefSeq and is a predicted model, not a curated record.
AGCGCAACCCAACAUUUACUUUAAUGAUCAGAGUGGCAGACAUGGGGGGCCGCGGACAUGCAAUUACCUGCAAGGUGGUAAUCACCGUAGGCAAGGCUGAGCCUCCGGAAAUGGCGGGGAGCGUGCCGAGCCUGCUGAGCACACAUGUCCUAAAUACGGUGGAAGGGAUCCCGGCUAAAGGCCUGACACUGACCUUGUCCAAGUUUAAUGCCAGAGAAGCAAAAUGGGAACAUGUGAGCAGGAGCAUCACCGAUGAGGAUGGCCGCAGCCCGGGGCUUUUACGUGGAGAACCUCUUACAGCCGGGACCUUCCAGCUGCGUUUUGAUACUGGUGACUACUGGAAGCAGCAAAAACAUGAGACCUUCUACCCUUACGUAGAGGUUGUUUUCACCAUUAUUGACCCAAAACAGAAAUAUCACGUGCCUCUCCUGAUUACUCCAUUUUCCUAUUCCACCUACAGAGGGAGCUAGAGAGUUGAGGG